Molecule: messenger RNA, 1430 nt
Organism: Cynara cardunculus var. scolymus (artichoke)
Lineage: Eukaryota; Viridiplantae; Streptophyta; Magnoliopsida; Asterales; Asteraceae
Exons: 4
Coding region: 232-1317 (361 amino acids)
Biological process (GO): CAAX-box protein processing
Cellular component (GO): membrane
Molecular function (GO): metalloendopeptidase activity
Source: RefSeq, a predicted model, not a curated record
GCCCAAACCAAAAUCCAAACACAACCACACCAUAAUGCCUCCUUACCCUUCUUCCUUCAUUCCCUGCUCCAUCCUUGUCACCGUCGUCGGAGUUUUCUCCUCCUCCGCUGCCGCCGUUACCACCACCAUCUCUCCUCCACUACCCUAGAAACCAGGCUUUUCCUUCACCGCUGUCGUCUCAAUCGCUUCAACAUGUGAGAACCGCAUCGCUAGGGUUUUGUGCCGCAUCUGAUGCAGCAGCAACAACCGACUCUUAUCCAGCAAACGCUCAUCGACAUGUCUACUUCUACAUCGCCUUUUUGCCAAGCGCUUUCGCUUCGCCCCUCGCUUCCUUCCACAUCUAGAGUUGAGCAUAAACUCUAUAAACCGAAUAGUUCACUCAAUCGGACCGCUCGCCUGUCAACAUUUUCUUCUUCAAGGUCUUUGAGAAAUAACUGGAGAUUUUCAUGCUUUAAGGAUGAAAACUCUUCUUUGGAUUACACCAUCCCGGAGACUGCAGAAGAUACGUUGCCAGGAGAGGCUCUAGAACCAGAACCGAACCAACCAAAUGUGAAGCAUGAUUGGCCUUCRAACCUUAGAAAGGCUGUAGAUGCUAUAUUUAGAGCAGAACCAUGGACAGUGCCAUGGACGGCUAAAACCAUUCUUCAGGUGAUGCUCCUCUGGAUUGCCUCUUUCUGGUUAGUAGGAUCUUGGAUAAUACCAUUUUUAGCGCACAUAGCUGGUGUCAGAAAGGAGUCCUUAACUUAUAGAGGACAAGCAUUUUACAGUCUUUUGACAGAUGUGGCAGAAGGCAUUGCGGGUAUUGCGAUUCUUCAUCGUUGUCUCGCACCAUUCCGCCCCCUAUCAUCUGAUUGGUUCAAGCUUAGUUUUAAAGGCAAUUGGCAAUUUGAUGUUGGUUUAGGAUGCCUCAUGUUCCCCUUGGUCAACCGGCUUUCACAGGUUAACCUGAAUUUAUUACCCAUGCUUCCACCUGCUCCAGUCACUGUUUCAAACGUUGAGCAAUCAAUUGUUGCACGAGACCCUGUGGCAAUGGCACUUUAUGCCAUUGUGGUCUCGGUUUGUGCCCCAAUCUGGGAGGAGGUUGUGUUUCGAGGGUUCCUUCUGCCUUCAUUGACCAGGUACAUGCCUGUAUGGUGCUCAAUACUGGUGAGUUCUUUAGCUUUUGCAUUGGCACAUUUCAAUAUGCAGAGAAUGCUGCCACUUGUAUUUCUUGGGAUCGUAAUGGGUGCUGUUUUUUCACGGUCAAGAAACUUACUGCCUUCUAUGCUCUUACACAGCCUUUGGAAUGCGUUUGUAUUCAUAGAUCUUAUGAAGUGAUUAUUAUUGUCUUUUAAGGCGCCAAUUUGCCAUUUAUUUUCUUCUUUUGUACAAAUAUAACAUUUGGUUUUAAUAAUGAAAGAUGUUACUUCCGUUAAUAGACAGUUAAGACA